GCCGGGUCAGAGGCAGCUCCGGGACGGCAGGAGCAUGGCAGACCCGGAGCUGGGCUUUGCAGAAACAGCCAGCAUGGAGAUGCUGUCCGCGGAGAGCUGCGGCCGCGGCGGGCCCAAGGCCAGAGCCCAGCUGGGAGCCAGGAGCCAGGGCGUGCGCUGCCUGCUCACCUGCUGCCUGCUGUCGCUCCCCAUCCUCACGGCGCUCACCGCCUACCUGCUGGUCAGUCAGCUCUGGGCCCAAGGCGAGGACUGCGUGCAGUUCCAGCAGAAUGUAAGAGAACCGAGAUUUGGACUUUCCCAUCAGCGAGCUUACACAUCGCUCAGAGGUGACAGAGAUAAGCCGAGGGCACACCUGACAGUUGUGAAACAAACUCCUACACAGCACCUGAAAAAUCAGUUUCCAGCUCUGCACUGGGAACAUGAGCUAGGUUUGGCCUUCACCAAGAACCGGAUGAACUACACCAACAAAUUCCUGGUCAUCCCAGAGUCGGGAGACUACUUUGUUUACUCCCAGAUAACCUUCCGUGGAACCACCUCUGCGUGCGGUAACAUCAGUCCAGGGAGACAACAGAACAAGCCAGACUCCAUCAUCGUGGUCAUCACCAAGGUGACAGACAGCUACCCGGAGCCCUCCCAGCUGCUCACAGGGACCAAGUCAGUGUGUGAAAUAAGCAGCAACUGGUUCCAACCCCUGUACCUUGGGGCCAUGUUCUCCUUGCAGGAAGGGGACAAGCUGAUGGUGAACGUCAGCAACAUCUCUUUGGUGGAUUACACAAAGGAAGACAAAACCUUCUUUGGAGCCUUCUUGCUAUAAGGAGAAAGCAGAAAUUACUGCAUAAAGGGGCCAUGCCUCCUAGUUUCUAAUUUUCUUCAUUCAUAUAUAAAUUAUAGUCAUGGGUUUUCUGGUUCGGGGUAGAAGAUAUUCUACAAGGAGAGUGGCUUAGGUAUGAAAUUUAUGGCCCUUAAAUAUACACUGUAUAUGCCCUGCUGAUGAGAAUUCUAACUGGGGGGGGGGGGAGCAGAAGAGAAGAGAUAUAGUAUUGAGGUUACUUGGAGAAGUGUUGAGUUUCUAAACAUGGAGCACUGAAGGUACGCAUGAUCUACUUGGGUCAGGGCUUAAAGAAUAUUCCCACAUCUCCCUGUUUCACUCUUGUCACCAGCAGUCCAACUAUCAUUCAGCUUGAUCAUAAAUCUUCUUCAGUUCAGAAACUUCAGACAACACUCAUAGGAAGUUCAAGAAAAUAGUACAAGCCUUCUGGAGGCAAGCAUAUUUUAUCAGUAUUUCCAUGUACUUUCAUGCCUAGCCUGAAAGAAUGGAAAAGUCAAUAUUUUUCAUGAAUGUUCUCCAAAACUGAAUUGAUUUUCAUGCCAUAUACUGCCUAUGAGAAAAGCUGUCUUUCCUUUGUUUAUGCAAACAGAUGCCAAAAUAAGUAAAUGUGAGCUCCACGAGCAUAUAAAAACAUAGCAAUAGCAUACUCAGCACAUCGCAUGGACACUUCUUCUGGAUGCUAAUUCAACCUAGAGGACACCAUGAAGAGCAAAGACAGAUUCUACACAAGGCUUCUGCAAAAACUACUGAUGUUUCCUGGUUAAACGGCAAUCCACUUAAGCCAAAGAAUAACUUUAAGUAUGAACAAUAUUAUCAUCUUAACCUGUUAUGUUGAGCACUGACCUGGGAAAGCUGUCCAGAGGAUCACUCAGAAAAAAAAAAAAAAAAAAAAAAGGAAACUUGGUAACAGAUCUUGAGUAAAGCUGAUCAAGUGAGCCACAAACCAUGGACUUAUUCUCUGGAGAAGAGGACAAUGUUCAUCAGCAAACCUGGAGAAGCUUCUGCAGGUUUGCUUUGAGGUUUGAUUUGUGCCUUUCCAUGCUGAGUGUUAUUCAGGUAUCUCUUCCUUAAAAUAUUCAAAGGGAUUUGAAUGUGAAAUUAGCUAAUCAGCCCAGACAAGUUCUUCUCCUGAGAAGAGAAGGUGGACACUGUGU
This is a messenger RNA of Octodon degus (degu), 1983 nucleotides long. It is a transcript of the gene Tnfsf15, whose product is annotated as TNF superfamily member 15. The coding region runs from base 35 to 814 and encodes 259 amino acids. Gene Ontology annotation, molecular function: tumor necrosis factor receptor binding. Gene Ontology annotation, cellular component: membrane. Gene Ontology annotation, biological process: immune response. NCBI's taxonomy places the organism in Eukaryota, Metazoa, Chordata, Mammalia, Rodentia, Octodontidae. The record is from RefSeq and is a predicted model, not a curated record. The transcript is spliced from 4 exons.